This is a messenger RNA of Drosophila rhopaloa, 1946 nucleotides long. It is a transcript of the gene Ugt302C1, whose product is annotated as UDP-glycosyltransferase UGT5. Gene Ontology annotation, molecular function: UDP-glycosyltransferase activity. The record is from RefSeq and is a predicted model, not a curated record. The coding region runs from base 148 to 1734 and encodes 528 amino acids. The transcript has 3 exons. NCBI's taxonomy places the organism in Eukaryota, Metazoa, Arthropoda, Insecta, Diptera, Drosophilidae.
ACUCAGUUUAUUCUGAGUCGCCAAGGCGACAGUACCCAUACAUCAGCUCCAUAGAACACAGUCGCCGGCCGAUAAGAACACAGUUCCCAAGUGGCAACAAUUAAGUGGAAUUAAUUGUUUAGAAAUCAUAGUCCGAAAAUCGGAAAAAUGAAACCAACAGCUGGCCAAACACGUUUUGUGGCCCUGCUGCUACUUUGUUUUCUAAGCUGCGCAUCGGCCUAUAACUAUUUGGUGGUUCUCCAUACCGCCGCCCGAUCCCAUUACCAUGUGGGAUCUGCAUUGGCCAAGGGAUUAGCCAGCGCCGGACAUCAGGUGACCAUUGUCUCCCCUUUCGAGUUGAAAAAACCCAUCAAAAACAUCAAAGAUGUAACGGCUAAGAGCGUUCUGGCCUCCAUGCAAGGAAGAAUGGCAAACUUAUUGGAAUCAUCAAAAAGACCUAUAAUCGAACAAAUCAUUAAUUUCCAUGAAAUGGGUAUUGAAAUAACUGAACUUCUGCUGAGUGAACCCUCUGUAAUUGAACUGAUGAAAUCGAAUCAGACCUUUGACGCCGUAAUAUCUGAGGUUUUCCUAAACGAAGCUCAUUUUGGACUAGCAGAGCAUUUCAAGGCCCCACUUAUUGGGCUGGGCACUUUUGGGGCCAUUAGCUGGAACACAGAUCUGGUUGGAUCUCCCUCACCGCCCUCAUAUGUUCCGAGUGCUCUGCUCAAGUUCAGUGACCACAUGACUCUCGUCGAGCGGGUGGGCAACCUGGCCUUCCUCACCUACGAGUAUGUGUUCCUCAACUACUUCUACUUGCCGCGUCAAGAAGUACUUUACCGCAAGCACUUCCCCAACAACAAGCAGGACUUCUAUGAGAUGCGGAAGAACACGGCCUUGGUGCUGCUGAAUCAGCAUGUCUCCCUCAGUUUCCCUCGGCCCUAUUCACCCAAUAUGAUCGAGGUGGGCGGUAUGCACAUCAAUCGCAAGCGCCAGCCGCUGCCCAAGGACAUUCAAGAGUUCAUUGAGGGAGCAAAGCAUGGAUGUAUUUAUUUCUCGAUGGGUUCCAACCUGAAGAGCAAAAUCCUGCCGCUGGAGAAACGACAGGCUCUGAUCGACACCUUCGCCCAGUUGAAACAGCGUGUCCUGUGGAAGUUCGAGGACACAGAUAUGCCCGGAAAACCAGCGAAUGUCUUCAUCUCCGACUGGUUUCCCCAGGACGAUAUUUUGGCCCAUGAAAAUGUGAUAGCCUUCAUCACCCACGGCGGUUUGCUGAGCACCACGGAGUCCAUUUACCACCGCAAACCCUUUGUGGGGAUCCCAAUCUUUGGCGAUCAGUUCCUGAACAUGGCUCGCGCCGAGCAGAAUGGAUAUGGAGUCACGGUACACUACGACGAUUUGACUGCCCCUAAACUUUUGGCGGCCAUUCACCGACUAAUCGAAGAUCCUGAGGCCACCAAGAAGGUGCGCGACAUGUCCGACAGAUAUCGGGAUCAGCCUCAGACUCCGUUGGAACGGGCUGUUUUUUGGGUGGAGCACGUGUCCCGGCACAAGGGUGCCAAAUACCUGAGGAGCGCCUCCCAGGAUCUGAACUUCAUUCAGUACCACAACCUGGAUGCCAUUCUAAUCCUGUAUGGCGGCAUUAUAUUCGUGUUCCUUUGUCUUUUCCUGCUGAUCCGUUGGGUGUGGCGCCUUUUGCAGGAAUUGUUUAUAAAGAAAGAAAAUUCCAAGCCGAAACAAAAAGCCAAGCGCAAUUAAACCCAAUUGAUAAUUAGUUAGUAUUCAUGACCAGUUUAAAAUAGGGUGCUUUAAAAUGAGUUAUUUUUAGCUAUUUCAGUGGUGCAAUUUGGUGAGAAAUAAAUAAAAAAUUAUUUCAGAAAUAAAUUCCUCUAAAAUCUUUUGUCUGUAUACAUUACAAAUAUAUUUUUCAAUUUACUCACAGCUGGGAAAGUUGAAAAUACUUUAAGAAG